This is a messenger RNA of Diaporthe citri, 312 nucleotides long. RefSeq lists its product as uncharacterized. The record is from RefSeq and is a predicted model, not a curated record. Lineage: Eukaryota; Fungi; Ascomycota; Sordariomycetes; Diaporthales; Diaporthaceae. Bases 1 to 312 code for a protein of 103 amino acids. The transcript has 2 exons. Gene Ontology annotation, molecular function: fatty acyl-CoA hydrolase activity.
AUGCGGCCGCUGGGCAAUGCCCACGGUGGACACAUUGCCAGUCUGUUCGACUUUGUCACAUCGAUGCCGCUGGCCCUGAUCAACAAGCCUGGGUUCUGGUUCUACCUGGGAGUGAGCAGGACGUUGAACGUGACAUAUCUCAAGCCAAUACCCCUCGGCGAGAAGAUCUUGGUCGAGGCGGAAAUCCUGAGCGUCGGCAGGACGCUGUGUACCAUCCGGGGCGCAAUGAGGAGGGAGAGCGACGGGACUCUGUUGGCCGUGUGUGAGCAUGGGAAAUUCAACACAGACCCAGGGGCCAGCAGCAAGAUCUAG